Messenger RNA from Patella vulgata (common limpet), 1964 nucleotides. Its product is annotated as protein Wnt-2b. The transcript has 5 exons. Gene Ontology annotation, molecular function: cytokine activity; frizzled binding. Gene Ontology annotation, cellular component: extracellular region. Bases 240 to 1358 code for a protein of 372 amino acids. Gene Ontology annotation, biological process: multicellular organism development; cell fate commitment; canonical Wnt signaling pathway. NCBI's taxonomy places the organism in Eukaryota, Metazoa, Mollusca, Gastropoda, Patellidae. The record is from RefSeq and is a predicted model, not a curated record.
UUCACUUCGUUUAAUUCACCUUGAAUCAUUUUCAAUCUUUCGUGCAUUCAGUAUCAAGGAAUAUUAACUAUUAUUAAUGAAUGAUGAAAUUUAGAUUAUUGCCGAGCCAUCAAACUGGAAUUCCUUCGCCUAAACAAGCAGAUGUUUUAUUUUAUUAAUGAUGUAGGCUUCAAAAAUAAAAAUUCACAUAAAUUCUCAGGAUUUAAAAAUGUGAUGAGUUUUAUUCUACUGGAAGACAUAUGUUGAAAUAUUCAAUUUUCCAUGGAAUUAAUAUUUGUAGUUUGUCAUUUCUAAUAUGGUUUAUAAGCCAGCUUCCACUACACGCUGUAAGUACUGGCGUACUGUGUGACAAUAUUCCAGGUUUAGUUGGUAGACAGAGGAGAUUGUGUCGACACCAUCUCGACGUUAUGGUCUCCCUUAGAAAAGGGGCACGUCUUGGGGUCGAAGAAUGUCAAAAUCAGUUCAAAGAUCAAAGAUGGAACUGCAGCACGUUAGACAGAGAUGCUUCGGUGUUUGGAAAAGUCAUGUUAAAAGGAAGUCGAGAAGCUGCAUUUGUCUACUCAAUAUCGUCAGCGGGAGUUGUCCAUGCUAUAACUCGUGCCUGUAGUAAAGGCGAUCUUCUUCAUUGUGCCUGUGACCCCACAAAGAGAGGUAGCAGCAAGGAUUCUAGGGGAGAGUUCGAUUGGGGAGGUUGUUCAGAUAACGUUAGGUUCGGAAGUCAUUUUGCUCGAAUGUUUGUUGAUGCUAAAGAAAGAAAAGUAAGAGAUGCCAGAGCAUUGAUGAAUCUUCACAACAACAGAGCUGGGAGACGGGCAGUAAAAAGAUUCCGGAAACUUGAGUGUAAAUGUCAUGGAGUGAGUGGAUCGUGUACUAUAAGAACCUGCUGGUUAGCUAUGCAGGAAUUUCGCCGGGUCGGGGACUACUUAAAACUCAAAUAUAAUGGUGCUACCCAGAUCAUGAUUAACCAGGCGGGCACUGGAUUAAUCGUGGCUAACAGAAAUCAUAAACGCCCCACUCGUUCUGAUCUGGUUUAUUUUGAAACAUCGCCGGAUUACUGUAUAAAAGAUAUUGAAAUUGGUUCUCUUGGAACAGCAGGUAGAGUUUGUAAGAAGGGUUCUCUGGGAACUGACGGUUGUGAUAUUAUGUGUUGUGGUAGAGGUUAUGAUACCAAAACUGAGAGAAAAUUAGAACAAUGUGAAUGUAAAUUUCAUUGGUGCUGUCUUGUUAAGUGUAAAGAAUGUUCACGGAUUGUUGACGUCCAUACCUGUAAGGGAACUCUUUCUUCAUCUCCGUCUUUUGUCUCUUCUUCAUCUUCUACAACGGAAAAAAUAGAGAGUCAAAAUCGACGGCAAAAGUGAACUUUAUAACUUGGAGAUCAUCAAUUAUGAAACAUUAAUAACAUAGCAGAAAUUAUUCGACUUAUGUGGGAAAAGUUAAAGCGCCAGUACUAGCUAUAUGUGGAUAUCGCAAGAUGGAGAUUACGAUGUGAAUUGGUUUUUUUUUCGUCGUCAACUAAACGAAUAUGAUGAUGUAGUAGGUCGAAUUAAUGUGACCUGAUGAACUUGAAACUGUGUCUUGUCCAGAAAUGGUGUCGAUUGUUUGUCGCGCAUCAUUCGAUUACAUAAUAAUAAUAUAAAGAAACAAGCUGAUUAAAACACAGAAUCUAUUUCGUUUCGUUUUUUUAAAGUUUAAAAUUUCGUUUUAUUUUUCUGUACUAUACUAGGAUCUGGAAGAGUUGUUACAUAACCUGCGUUCUGGAUGGCGUGAGGGAUUAGCUCGCAACUGUAGUUAAACCAUUAGAAACGUCAACGCUGAUUUAUUAAUCGUACGGUCCCCGACAUGACCUUCCAGUACAACUGGACAGAUCUUCAUGUAGUAUAAAAAAAAAACGAAACGAAAUAUAGAUCUGUAUUUAAAAUGAUCGUUAUUUAGAUUAUGUUGAAUAAAUUAAUUUAGUUUAUAAA